This is a messenger RNA of Sitophilus oryzae (rice weevil), 2312 nucleotides long. RefSeq names its product fatty acid hydroxylase domain-containing protein 2. The coding region runs from base 181 to 1395 and encodes 404 amino acids. Gene Ontology annotation, biological process: sterol biosynthetic process. The record is from RefSeq and is a predicted model, not a curated record. Gene Ontology annotation, molecular function: C-4 methylsterol oxidase activity; iron ion binding. The transcript is spliced from 6 exons. Lineage: Eukaryota; Metazoa; Arthropoda; Insecta; Coleoptera; Curculionidae.
AAUGAGCACAAAGUGGGCCACGACUUGAACCUUUUUCGCCAACCCAGUCUUGCUGUCGACUUUUCAACUAACUGUUGCAGUUUUGUACUAGCAAGACAGCAACUGUUUUAUGCCAAUUCAUGCACGUCAGUUAAGCCAGUGAUUGUUUAUUUACAUCGUUGUAAUUACGAUUAAAUCGCGAUGGCAUUGGAUAUAGUUAAAAAUUCGCCUAGGAAAAAGUACGCCGCUAAAGUUAUUUGCUCGAAGAAACGCCUGACUAUGUUCGGUGACAGAUCGCCCGACGUUGCCAACCGGCAAAGUGACAGCUCGGCGAGCCCCACGACGACGUCGUCCAACAAAGCCAACAACGACAACAACAAACAAAUAAAUUAUGAAAAUUACGAGGAUCCCUUCUACAAGGAACAGCCCAACUCUAUCCUGUCCUCGCUAGGCAGCGUCCUGGUCGUCAUUAGCACAGCUUUAAUUAUUUUCGCGGCUGCCAGAAACACGAUUACAUGGCACUGUCAGAAAUUCUGGGGUGCGUCGGGUGACUUUUGGCAGGCACAGUGGGACAAGUUCCUAGACGUAGCUGGGGAAGAUCCGAAAUUUUUAUGGGUUUACGGUACCACGGCCAUAACUUUUGGCGUUUACUGGAUCGUGGGCGGUAUUUACACGUUUAUGGACGUAACCAACAAGCCGCAGGCAAUUAGGAGGUAUAAGAUACAGCCGGGUACAAAUGAACCGGUUGAUAUGAGAAAGCUUUUGAAGGUAAUAUGGUGCGUUAUUCUGAACCAAAUAGCUAUCGGCAUACCUUCAUCAUACAUAAUGUAUUACUGUAUGAAAUGGAGGGGCUAUCCUGGCAUUAGGGAAUUGCCAACCUUCCACUGGGUGUUGUACGAGUUGGCAAUACAUAUCCUAACCGAGGAAGCCGGUUUUUAUUAUUCGCAUAGGUUUUUACAUAAUAAACGUAUUUACAAAUACAUCCACAAACAGCAUCACGAAUGGACGGCACCGAUAGCGGUGACGGCAAUCUAUUGCCAUCCGAUAGAGCACAUCUUUUCAAAUUUAGUGCCACCUUUUCUGGGUGUGUUCCUUAUGGGAUCCCAUGUGGCCACCGCGUGGUUAUGGUUUACUCUGGCCAUUCUUAGUACGCUGAACGCCCAUUCUGGAUACCAUUUGCCGUUUUUUCCCAGUCCGGAGGCCCACGAUUUCCAUCAUUUGAAAUUUAAUAACUGUUUCGGUGUCCUGGGUGUAUUGGACAGGAUCCACGGGACAGACUCCGCUUUCAGACAGACCAGAGCGUACCUUAGGCAUAUCAUGAUGCUCAGUUUCAUUCCGCCAAGGGAAGCCAUACCGGACACGCAACAAACCAAGAUGGACUAUUGGAAGAUGCAGUACGAAGUAAAAAAUCAGUAAAUGAUUCCAUUGGAACAUUAUACUCAAAUACCGUUACUACAUAGAAUCUACUCUAUAUUUAUUCAUUAUGAAAAUUUAGCGUAUCUAGUACGAAUAAAAGGUAAUUUCCACACUUCAGAUUAUUAGGUAAAGAACAAUUUUACGUUUUCAACUAAUGGAAAUAAUAUAUUUUAGUAUUAAACAUGGACCAGGUGUUUUUAAUUCAGUAGUCAAUUAUUUUUAAAAAAAAAUAAAAUAAUCGCUUUUGCGUAUAUUAGUUUGCCUGUAAAUAUGAGCAUUCCAGGUUUUUCAUAGUUAUACAGGGUGUCCCAAUAUUCCGUAGACCGUGGACAUAGAACUACUACGUAUUUAUAGAAUCAAAAUAAGUUCAAUGGACACAAUUUACCUCUAUACAAGUGCUUCGUUUGUCUGGCUGGUUGGAGGCGCAUCAAACUUGAUUUGAAUAAGAUUUAAGCGCUUUAACAUUUAAUUUUCACAAAAAUGAAGGAAUAGGAGAAUAGGUACGGGAAGGGUAAAAAGUACCUCCCCCACCACUAUAUAAAUUUUAGCAGAAAUAUUUUCCAACUGUUGAACCUUGUAAAAAAAUCGUUAUAUAGUUUAGCCAUAUCGUAUAGUUUUGAGAAAAAAAAGUUUGUUAUUUUUUUUUCAAAGCAGACCUACAAAAUAUACAGAGAAAUAAAUAUUCCGUGGACAUAGAACAAUACAUAUUUUUUUAAUCAAAAUAAGUCACAUAAGUGCUUUGUUUGUCCGUUAGAGGGCAUCAAUCAAAAAUAAACCGGAACUUCAAUUAAUUUUAAAUUUAUGAAGCUUAUUGUCAAAUAUCAUUUAUAAUACUAACAUAACAUUCAAUAUUGUUUUAUAUAUUAUCAGCGCAUACUAGAUUUUAUGCGCAUACAUAGCUUGAUGUGUCAAAAAAA